This is a messenger RNA of Capsicum annuum, 2773 nucleotides long. RefSeq names its product calcium permeable stress-gated cation channel 1. The record is from RefSeq and is a predicted model, not a curated record. NCBI's taxonomy places the organism in Eukaryota, Viridiplantae, Streptophyta, Magnoliopsida, Solanales, Solanaceae. The transcript is spliced from 12 exons. Gene Ontology annotation, molecular function: calcium-activated cation channel activity. Bases 154 to 2460 code for a protein of 768 amino acids. Gene Ontology annotation, cellular component: plasma membrane.
GAAUGUGGGGAAUGUUCUUGGCUUUCUUGAGGUAUGAAGUAAUCCUUAUAUUCUACGGUCGGCAAACUUAUUGCAAUUUCGUUUUCCUCAGCUCCUUUUUUACUUUCCAAUUUCCCUAAGCAGAAGCAGCCAAAUAAUCAGUAACUGUAGAAGAUGGCAACACUAGCAGAUAUAGGAGUUUCUGCAGCUAUAAAUAUUCUCUCUGCACUUAUCUUCCUUUUGGCAUUUGCAAUUCUGCGGCUUCAACCACUCAAUGACAGAGUGUACUUCCCAAAAUGGUAUCUUAAGGGUCUGAGAAACGAUCCCCUAGAGUCUGGUGGAUUUGUUAAGAAAGUUGUUAAUUUGGAUUGGAGGGCAUAUAUAAAGUUUCUGAAUUGGGUACCGGAUGCACUGAAAAUGCCUGAACUUGAACUGAUUGACCAUGCCGGAUUGGACUCUGCUGUUUAUUUACGGAUCUACUUGCUAGGGCUUAAAAUAUUUGUUCCAAUUACAUUUCUUGCUUUUACUGUUCUAGUACCCGUUAAUUGGACAAAUAACACUCUUAUGAAGUCCGGGUUUACUUACAGUGACAUUGAUAAGCUUUCCAUUUCAAAUGUUCCACUCAGAUCACAGAGAUUUUGGGCUCAUAUAAUUAUGACCUAUGCCUCGACAGUUUGGACAUGCUAUGUCUUACAAAGAGAGUACGCAAAAGUUGCAGCGAUGAGGUUGCAGUUUCUUGCAUCUGAAAGACGUCGCCCUGAUCAAUUCACUGUCCUUGUCAGAAACGUUCCACCAGACACUAAUGAAUCAGUCAGUGAAUGUGUCGAGCACUUUUUCCUGGUUAAUCAUACAGAUCAUUACCUCACAAAUCAGGUUGUUUUCAAUGCCAACAAACUAGCAAAAUUGGUCAAGCAGAAGAACAAUAAGCAAAAUUGGCUUGAUUAUUACCGUCUGAAGUAUUCCAGAAAUCAAUCAAAACGGCCCAUGAUGAAGACUCGUUUGUUUGGCCUUUGUGGAAAUAAAGUGGAUGCGAUCGAUUAUCAGACUGCUGAAGUUGAAAGACUAUCGAAAGAGAUAGCUGAAGAGAGAGAGCGGGUUAAAAAUGACCCAAAAUCUAUCAUGCCGGCGGCAUUUGUCUCAUUCAAAACACGGUGGGGUGCUGCUGUUUGUGCUCAAACUCAGCAGUCAAGAAAUCCAACUUUGUGGUUAACUGAAUGGGCUCCAGAGCCGCGUGAUGUAUAUUGGAAAAAUCUGGCGAUUCCCUAUGUGUAUUUAACAAUUAGGAGGCUCAUAAUUGGUGUUGCUUUCUUUUUCCUGACAUUCUUUUUCAUGAUUCCCAUCACAUUUGUUCAAACUCUUGCAAGUAUCGAGGGGAUCAGGAAAAGAGCACCAUUCCUAAAAGUAAUCAUUGACAUACCUUUCAUCAAGUCAUUCAUCCAAGGUUUUCUACCUGGGAUUGCUUUGAAGAUAUUUCUGAUAGUUUUGCCGACUAUACUGAUGCUGAUGUCCAAAUUUGAGGGCUGGGAAAGUAUUUCAGCUCUGGAAAGGAGAUCUGCAUCUAAAUACUACAUCUUUAACUUUGUGAAUGUGUUUCUUGGGAGCAUAAUUGCAGGAGCUGCAUUUGAUCAGCUAAAUACCUUCAUUCAUCAGUCAGCAAAUGAAAUCCCCAAAACAAUUGGUGUUGCUAUCCCUAUUAAAGCAACAUUCUUCAUAACUUACAUAAUGGUUGACGGUUGGGCUGGUAUUGCUGGAGAGAUCCUAAGGUUGAAGCCACUAAUAAUCUUCCAUUUGAAGAACUUUUUUUUGGUCAAAACUGAAAGGGAUAGAGAGAAGGCGAUGGAUCCUGGAAGCCUCGAUUUCAACACUGGAGAACCGCAGAUACAAUUAUAUUUCUUGUUGGGCCUAGUCUAUGCUGUAGUCACGCCAUUUCUGCUUCCUUUCAUACUGGUGUUCUUUGGCAUGGCAUAUUUUGUGUUCCGUCAUCAGAUUAUACAUGUAUACAAUCAAAAGUAUGAAAGUGGAGCAGCAUUCUGGCCAGAUGUUCACGGACGUAUAAUAUUUGCUCUAGUCUUCUCUCAGUUAUCUUUACUGGGGUUGCUAAGUACAAAGCAUUCUGCUCAAUCAGCACCUUUCCUCAUCGCCCUUCCAGUAUUGACUAUCUCUUUUCACUACUUCUGUAAAGGGCAUUACGAGCCAGCUUUCACCAGAUACCCGCUGCAGGAAGCGAAGAGGAAAGAUACUUUAGAACGAGCCAAAGAAUCCAAUCUUAACUUGAACGACUACCUUCAAAAUGCUUAUUUGCACCCUGUUUUUAAAGGUGACGAUGAGGAUAACGAUGAGGACUUCAACGAUAAGUUGGAGAGUAACGAUACUGUGUUGGUCCCAACAAAGCGCCAGUCAAGAGGAAAUACUCCUGCGAAAAGCAGAAUGAGUGUCAACUCUUUUACUUCAUUUCCUGACGAUAUUGACCACAUACAUUAACUGCUUUGUUUCUUUUGGAUGUGAGAUUCCAACUCUUUGUACAUAAGAGAGCUAAAGGCAAAUUGACAAGAGCUGGUGGCUGCAGCCUGUGGCUAAUGGAACUCAAAGGAAGUGGGAAAUUGAAUUCAUCAUUUUUUGUAUCCCUUCCCGCGUUCUCCCUCUAUUAUGUACUUUUGUUGUAUUUCCUAAAACCAAAUAAAAUAGAGUUGUCCAAGACCCAAUGUUAUAGAGUUUAGGGCUUUGUAGGGAACAAACAUUAAGUUGCUUGUUAAUGAAGGGGUUUCUAAAAGAAGUGAAGUUAGACGUUUGGUCC